AAGACUCGAUUACGUGUUACACCAUAUAUAUAUAUAUAUAUAUAUAUGCUUCCUCCUCCAAAACCUGUUGAGCUUGUUUGUUCUUCUUCUUCUUCUUCUUCAAUGGGUGAUCAACAAGUAAACUCAAGACGUGCCAUUGGAGCAUGGCAAGAAAACUCAUGGGUAGUCAUGGAAGGUGGGGAGGAUAUUUGCGACUCGAUCUCCAUUGGGUCCUCGACAAAUUCGAGAAACUCUGCAGCAUCAUCGUCUUCAUCGGAAUUGGUAGAGGAUGCAACCUCUUCAACAUCGACAUGUUCAUCGUCCUCAUCCUCUGGGCCUUUAUAUGAACUGUCUGAGCUCCUGAUCCAUCUUCCUAUGAAGAGAGGGCUUUCUAGAUAUUAUGAAGGGAAGUCACAGUCUUUCACAUCUCUAGCAAGCGUGAAGAGCUUAGAGGAUCUUCUGAAGAAGACGCCGCCACAUAGAAAGAAGAUGAAGGCAUGCAAGAGCUACGCAGGGGGUUUAGAUGGUCAUAAAUCGAGCACUCUUCCUAAGGCUACCAUAUCGAAGAAGGGUUCAAGAGGAGGAUCUUCUUUGUCUUCACUGGGUAGGAGAGGUAGUUUAUUGGGUGGUUCUAGGCCUUCAUUUCAUGUACAAAUGAACUCAUGAUGUGCAAAAACCUCUUUGAAUUUGCACGGUUUGAAAAUAGCAUGACAAAGUUUUUGUGUUUCA
Molecule: messenger RNA, 708 nt
Organism: Alnus glutinosa
Lineage: Eukaryota; Viridiplantae; Streptophyta; Magnoliopsida; Fagales; Betulaceae
Product: protein OXIDATIVE STRESS 3-like
Exons: 2
Coding region: 46-645 (199 amino acids)
Source: RefSeq, a predicted model, not a curated record